AUGUUGCUGUCCUGGGCAAUCAGGCCUGCCGCCUUCUCGGCUCCCUUGGCCAUCCGGACCUUUUCGACGACAUCCCUCGCCGCCGCCGCGGGUAAUGGUCCUGCUCGCAAGAACCCUCUCAUCGGAAGCAAUACUCACGCAGCAGCUUCGCCGGUUCAGGAGAAGCCCACUGCUCCCGCCUCCACCGAGCAGGCCGCUACUCCUCCGCCUCCUCCGCCCCCUGCCGCGACUAUUGCCGCCGCCGCCGCCGAGACUCAGCAGACCGAGACGAAGUCCGGUCACGCCUACGACGCCGCCACCUCCGCGUCUAUGCACACUUCCUCAUCUCCGGGGUUCGUCGAUAUUGCCAAGCUCCUGGACAACCAUGCUGCCGCGUACGCCCGGAGCGUCAACAAGACGACGGACCCGUUGAACCAGCCUCGUGUGCGCUGCACCCCCGUCACCGGCCGCACAGUCUUUCUCGAGGGCAACCCGCGUCUGCCUGGUACGGCGCAUAGCCCCGAUCACGCUUUUAACCUGCUCAGGAGGGUAGUGCGCACCGGCCAGAUCAAGACGCUCUGGCACAGGCAACGCUUCCACGAGCGUCCUGGUCUGCGCCGCAAGAGGCUCAAGUCUGAGAGGUGGAGGAGUCGCUUCAAGCAAGGUUUCCAGGCUGCCGCUGUGAGGGUGCGUGAGCUCAAGAAGCAGGGGUGGUGA
Molecule: messenger RNA, 696 nt
Organism: Geosmithia morbida
Lineage: Eukaryota; Fungi; Ascomycota; Sordariomycetes; Hypocreales; Bionectriaceae
Product: small subunit ribosomal protein MRP21
Exons: 1
Coding region: 1-696 (231 amino acids)
Biological process (GO): translation; mitochondrial translational initiation
Cellular component (GO): ribosome; mitochondrial small ribosomal subunit
Molecular function (GO): structural constituent of ribosome
Source: RefSeq, a predicted model, not a curated record